Messenger RNA from Canis lupus familiaris (dog), 1476 nucleotides. It is a transcript of the gene NHEJ1, whose product is annotated as non-homologous end joining factor 1. Gene Ontology annotation, biological process: double-strand break repair via nonhomologous end joining. Gene Ontology annotation, molecular function: DNA end binding. Lineage: Eukaryota; Metazoa; Chordata; Mammalia; Carnivora; Canidae. The coding region runs from base 131 to 1030 and encodes 299 amino acids. The transcript has 8 exons. Gene Ontology annotation, cellular component: DNA ligase IV complex; nucleus. The record is from RefSeq and is a predicted model, not a curated record.
CGAGGCUCGGGCCCCGCCGCAGGGAGGGUGCGGCCCCGCCCGCGCGGUCGCGGGCCGGCUGCCCCCUGCAGGAUGGUGAGGGAACUGCGCCGGGAGCGGGCCCUCUGCGUCGUGCAAGAAUAAUAAACGGAUGAAGGAACUGGAGCAAGGCCUGUUGAUGCAGCCAUGGGCCUGGCUACAACUUGCUGAGAACUCCCUCAUGGUCAAGGCUUAUAUCACCAAGCAGGGGUACGCCUUACUGGUUUCAGAUCUUCAACAGGUGUGGCAUGAAGAGGUGGAUGCUAGUGUGGUCAGCCAGCGAGCCAAGGAGCUGAACAAGCGCCUGACAGCUCCACCUGCGGCUUUUCUCUGUCAUUUGGAUGAUCUGCUUCGCCCACUGUUGAAGGACACUACUUUCCCCAGCGAAGCUAUGUUCACCUGUGAUCAUGUGGCCGAGGCACUGAUACUACGGGUGCGGAGUGAACUCUCUGGUCUCCCCUUUUAUUGGAAUUUCCACUGCAUUCCUGCUAGCCCUUCCCUGGUCUCCCAGCAUUUGGUUCGUCCUCUCAUGGGCAUGAGUCUGGCCUUGCAGUGCCAAGUGAGGGAACUAGCAACCUUGCUUCGCAUGAAAGAUCUAGAGAUCCAGGACUACCAGGAGAGUGGGGCUGUGCUGAGUCGAGAUCGGUUGAAGACGGAGCCAUUUGAAGAAAAUUCCUUCUUGGAACAAUUUAUGGUAGAGAAACUACCAGAGGCAUGCAGUGUAGGCAACGGAAGACCCUUUGUCACAAAUUUACAGAGUCUGUAUAUGGCAGUCACCAGACAAGAGAUCCAAGUGAGACAGGAGCAUCUAGGCACCGAGGACCUUCAGCCAUCAAGCAGUGCCUCCCCACCAGGAGCUGAAAACCAACUUGUGAACCAGCCCAAAGAGCUGAUCUCUUCGGCACCAUCCCUCCCAGUGCCUGAGAAAGAGUCCACAGGUACUUCAAGCUCUAGGCAGAGGCCUCAGCUGUCAAAGGUGAAGAGGAAGAAGCUAAGGGGGCUCUUCAAUUAACCUGUCACUGUCUCAACUGCUGAGGACGGACUUGGAGAAUGGUUUCCUCGUGGCACCUUGAAAGGAGCUCCCAUAGCAGCAGUAUCUCCGAGACAGUGUUAUAUAGUCAGAGUCCCCGCUGCAAGGGUGAAAUAGCAGGAGUUCAUGUGCACAGGCAUGGGUCCUGUUAACCCAGGGAAUCUUGGCUCCCACCCAUUGGGCAUUGACCUUCCCUAUCCAAGUGGAAGCCAGCUUCUGAGAACCCCAUACCUUCCUCUCUUUUGUUGGAGGUUCUCCAGACCCAGGAUCCUCCCAUGGACUUUAGGUACAGAGGGCAAGUCAGCCAAAAUGCACAACAUGCUCAGGAAGCCUCAUCUACCUUUCUCAAGAGUCCCUUGCCAGUCCCAGGUGCUCCUCAGAGACGCACUUCUCUUUUAAGCCUGGAAUAAAAAAUCCUCUGCUUUUGA